Messenger RNA from Anguilla anguilla (European eel), 2275 nucleotides. RefSeq names its product transmembrane protein 116-like. Gene Ontology annotation, biological process: adenylate cyclase-activating G protein-coupled receptor signaling pathway. Gene Ontology annotation, cellular component: plasma membrane. The transcript is spliced from 11 exons. The record is from RefSeq and is a predicted model, not a curated record. The coding region runs from base 290 to 1345 and encodes 351 amino acids. Gene Ontology annotation, molecular function: G protein-coupled receptor activity. NCBI's taxonomy places the organism in Eukaryota, Metazoa, Chordata, Actinopteri, Anguilliformes, Anguillidae.
GCGUGGUCAAGCUAUUAUGCAUACGGCUGCACGCGGACUGCUGUUCACGUAUGGCACGAAGGAAGGCUUGCAUUGGCGUUGUCAAUUUCGCGCAUCCGGUCUCAACGGCGAGACAGACGAACUUUAAAGGAGCGAAAAGUGUGUUUCUGUGUACCGUAGGAAAAAACAAAAAACACAUGAUCAGCCAGGUGUAAAAUUGUUACAGUGCAAAGACGGACUGUUUACAAACCACAGAAGGAACAACGGAAUUGCCCCUGGAUGUGAAUCUUCUAUUCUCACAUCUUCGGAUAUGCAGAGCUUGUUUUACAACAGUACUCUGUCCAACUCCACGGUUAUUUUCGAAAAUGGAAAAACUGUACUGUGGAUCCAGUUGGCCAUGGCCGUUCUUAGCAUUGUGGGAUCCGGCUCCAUAAUUGUGUUUGCAUUUUUCCAGAAUCUGCUUGGCACGUGUGAGGUCAGGGCGCUGUUCUUCUUGAGCCUGGCUGACUUGCUGGUGUGUUUCACCUGGCUCAUCGGUGCAGUCCUGUUAAAUCAGACCUGCGACAAUCGCACCGCCUGCUAUAACUUGCAUGCCGUUGAACAGAUAUUUUACAUGUCGUCCUUUUUUUACACCCUCAACUAUACCUGGGUGCUGUACAUGCGUUUGAAGGAGGACUGCUGCAGGGACGUGACUGGCCAGUCCACUGUGUUCCCUGGGAGGACUAGCUCAUUAACCAAGAUGGCCCUGGUGUUAUCAGGUGUCUUGCCUGUGCUGCUUAUGGUGCCAGUCUUCAUUGUGGGGAACUCAAACAGCUGUUCCAGGAGCCUGAGCCAGGCUUAUGAGUGUCUCCUGAUGCACACAUGGGUGCUGUACUCACCCUCCAGGGCCAGACUGGAAGCCACGCCCUGUCACCACGUCCACGCCUACAGCAUCGUCAUCUUCGUCUCCACCUUCGCCGUCAGUUUGAGUGGCAUUUUGGUGUUGAUGGCGAAGGCGCGUUCGGUGUACGCGCGCUGCGUGGAGUCCACCGACGGCCUGCUGGACGCCAGGGGGUGGGCGGGCCUGGGAGUGCGUCGGCGGCAGAUGAAGCUUUACCCCGCCGCCUUCGCGGUCUGCUGGUUCCCAGCGGUCCUGCUGGCAGUCUUGAUCCUGUUCAACCUGCAGGAAGCACCGUUGCUGUAUGUCAUCCUUUACCUGCUGCAGGCCUUCACGUCCCCCUCCCAGGGCUGGCUGAACUGCCUGCUGUACGGCUGGACCCAGCAGCGUCUCCGCACCCUCACAGCCCUGGAGAAACGGGACGUCGACACCCAGACCCCCCUCCUGCGCUCGCAGAAGCAGAAGAGCUACGCGACGCAGACGGAGUGAGGCGCUGGGGCGGAUGCAGGCGGGGAAGGAGCACAGAGUCCCUGUUGGCACAGUCGGGCCUCAACAGGAGCGGGGCUGCGCUGGGGGCUGAGGUUUCCAUAGAGUGGGUGAACACGAGGCUGAGGGCCAGACCUGUGUUGCCUUAGCAACAAAAAUCCCUACUGGGUCCAGCAAUGUGCUUUUUUUUGCCGCUCUCAUUGAAAUUGAAAAGGCCCAGAAAUUCACCCAGAAAGUGGUCAGCCACAGUGAUUUGUUAGCACACAAGUUAUUAUUCCCCCCCCAGGGGGAUGAGAACUCUCACAAACAACAAAAUAUGAUGAGGAGUUUUUGGUCCUUCAAAAAAUAUGACAGUUGUUACUUAAUGAGCCCAACUCCUUAAUUAAUGAUGCAAAACAUAAAGGACCACUUCCAGACAAUAGUCAUUGCUAGCUUGCUAGCAGUGUGGCUGAGGGUUGGGAGUCAGACCGUGACUGAUCACCCACAUGAACACACAAAAGUUUUUGGUCUGGCAAUACCCAUACAGCAGUGAGAAUUGCUGCACUAUGAAUGUGUGAGAAAACAAGUCUAAAUCUUAAAGGGAUUUCCCAGAUUAAACCAGAGAUGAGAGAGGACGGAAAGCCCAAAGCGUUAUGAGGAUAAAUGAGAGAAGUUUUAGUUAAAAUGAGAACGCAAGUCAAACAUAAGCACUGUAACCUAAGCAGGUUCUCAUUGGGUCAUUUUCUCAGAACUUCUUGACCCCUUGCAUGCAAGCACUGCUUGUGCACAGAAGAUGCACAUUUUCAUUUGACAUGAUGUUAAAAUAGCUGCGAUGAUUGUAGAAAAGCAUAUUGUGCUUCUUGAUGCUCUGGUCCUGUGUUCUGUGAAUGGUGCACUUUGGUCUUUGAAUGUAAAACAGGCUGCCAGUGAGCAUUAAAACAAAAAUGGAUUGCA